Messenger RNA from Dioscorea cayenensis subsp. rotundata (Guinea yam), 1282 nucleotides. RefSeq names its product nucleolin-like. The coding region runs from base 152 to 1021 and encodes 289 amino acids. The record is from RefSeq and is a predicted model, not a curated record. Lineage: Eukaryota; Viridiplantae; Streptophyta; Magnoliopsida; Dioscoreales; Dioscoreaceae. The transcript has 3 exons.
UCGAGCAGCAGCCAAAGCGAAGCUCUCGAAACCCUCGCAUUCGUCCCACCAUCGAGCACCUUCCGGGCAUCUCGUCGGCCGCGAGAUCGCCGGCGUUGUGGCCAAGUGAUCGGCGCUGCUCGCCUCGCAAACCUCAUGGUCGGUGCUUGGGAUGAGGAUCAGGAAGCACGCGUCCAAGAUUUUGGGCUCGGCGUCGUGCCAGGCGUGGCUCUCUUCUCCGGCGCCGUGCGUGGAUGAUCCCGCGCCGCCGCACGGCGAGCUUUGCGAGCUGAAUCAGUCUCCGUGGGACGUCUUGCCCUCGCCCCAACUCCCAGACUUCCAUCUCUCCGAUCGCCCCCAUCUCAAGAUAAAGCAAGAUGAUGAUGAUGAAGAAGAAGAAGAAGAUGAUGAUGAUGAUGAUGAUGAUAACAAUGACAAUGAUCGCAUUAUCUUGAGUGUUCUUCCUAGAAUGAAGAAGAAGAAGAAGAAGAAGAAGAAGAGUAUGAUCAAGAAGAAUAAAAAGGAAUUCAAGAAGAGGGAGAGUAAUGAUAUGUGUAACAAAAGUGAUGGAAAAGGUUGGCGUUGUAAGAAGCCCGUGCAACCGCCGCACACUCUUUGCCAUUACCACCUCGCGCAACUCCGGUCAUACAAUGCAGCUUAUAGAGCUCCAUCGUCCGCCGGAGCGGUAGCCAACCAACGACGAAAGCCGGGCAUUGGAAGCUUAAUUGAUAAUAAUGGUGGUGAUUUUUACUAUUAUUAUUCGGGUUUUGGACCGUGGAGAGGAAAGCGGAGAAGUGGAGGGAAGGUGGUUGAUGAUGACGAAGACGAUGAUGAAGAUGAUAAAGAUUAUAAUGAAGAAGAAGAGGAUAAUGGUGUUAAGGGUGUUGAGAUUGAUAGUUUGGAAGGGGAUGGAAGUGAUGAUGAUGAUGAGGAGGAGGAGGAGGAGGAUGAGUUGGAAGAGAAGAAGAGGAAGAGUAGUUUGGUUUGUAGGAAGAGAGGGAGAAGACGCAUCAAAGCUCGUUCUCUUAAAUCUCUUCUUUGAACUUAGUUUUUAAGUGCUUGUUGCCAUGUUUGUUUUUGUUGUUUGAUUUGUUGGUGCUUUUAUUGUUGUAGUUCUUCAGUGAAUUAUGAGUUAUUAGUGUUGAUUUAGUAGAAAUCUUGGUUUUUUUUUUGGGAAGUAAUUUGGUUUGUCAUGAGGAAAUCUUGUCCGUUUCUAGAACUUUGGGGAAUCUAACGGCAUGCAUGCUAGAUUCUUGUGGGUGGGUCCCGCAGGAUAGGGAUACCGAUGGGCUGGGCCUGUUUG